AUAAAUAAAAAAUCUUUUAAUUUAAGUGGACUGCUCAUUAUUAUAAAAUGAAUAUAACGCCUCCUAUCAAACCACCACGAGGGAUCAAACCAACAAAAGAAACGAGUGGUUUGCUGAUCUCAGUCAUUCGUGCUUUAUCAGCGAGUGAAACAAAUGAACAACGUGAGAUUGAGAAAGCUAAGUUGGAAAAGGAAUACAAACGAAGUGAUCAACGACUGGAAGAAUUGGUUUCAUUACAUGACCAAGAUCUCAUGGAAGUUAUGCAGAUAUUCAGUGAACUAUCUGAAAAAGUUACAUCAGCACGAGAAAAGAUUCAUGCAGUAAAGGAGAAUCUGAAUGCCUGUAAACAAUUAUUGAGAUGUAAACGAGAGGAGUUAUUGAAUUUAUGGCUGGAAGGAAUAGAACAUAAACAAGUCUUACAUCUUCUAAAAGAUGUGACUUCAGAUUCAUAUGGACGUAUGAUAACAGGUUUAACUGAGCCUGAGCUAUUACCAUCCAAUAUAUCACAUGAUACUUCUAAUUAUAAAUUUAUAAAAUAUUUGCCUUAUUUCAUAAAUCCUUAA
This is a messenger RNA of Trachymyrmex cornetzi, 563 nucleotides long. RefSeq names its product exocyst complex component secretory 8 (gene Sec8). Lineage: Eukaryota; Metazoa; Arthropoda; Insecta; Hymenoptera; Formicidae. Bases 48 to 563 code for a protein of 171 amino acids. The record is from RefSeq and is a predicted model, not a curated record. Gene Ontology annotation, cellular component: exocyst; growth cone membrane; synapse. The transcript has 6 exons. Gene Ontology annotation, biological process: exocytosis; chemical synaptic transmission; Golgi to plasma membrane transport.